Suillus clintonianus is the source of this 1651-nucleotide messenger RNA. Its product is annotated as major facilitator superfamily domain-containing protein. Gene Ontology annotation, molecular function: transmembrane transporter activity. Lineage: Eukaryota; Fungi; Basidiomycota; Agaricomycetes; Boletales; Suillaceae. The transcript has 8 exons. Gene Ontology annotation, biological process: transmembrane transport. The record is from RefSeq and is a predicted model, not a curated record. The coding region runs from base 1 to 1467 and encodes 488 amino acids.
AUGACCUCUCCCGCUGAAACGAAUGUUUGUUCAGCAACGAUUAAACCUACUCCAUUAUCGCUUUCCACAGCACAGACAGAUCGGACAUUCUCGAAAGACUUCCGAUACCUUCCCAUUCCGAGACGACUCCGUUAUGACCUUGACAAGCCUUUCCACUUCGGAAUGUUACUCAACGUAUCUUUUGGCAUAGUCGUUGCCAACCUAUACUAUUGCCAACCAAUUCUAAUUCAAUUAUCUGCUUCUUUCCAUGUCUCCUAUGACGAGGUGGCAAGAAUACCAACGCUGGUCCAAGCUGGGUUUGGCAUCGGCCUCCUAUUCAUAGCGCCACUCGGUGAUAUGCUUCGCCGGCGCCAGUUGAUAAUGCUCUUGAUUGUGUUUUCCACUGUCUUGACUAUAGGACUCGCCAUUACAAACAACCUUUUGGUGUUUGAGAUCAUCUCUUUUCUGAUUGGGUUGACGUCCAUCACCCCCCAGAUUGUUAUACCACUGGCCGCUGAUCUCGCUCCUCCCGCCCGUCGCGGAUCAGCUAUCUCAGUCGUCCUGUCAGGCUUUUUGCUUGGCAUCCUCCUCGCGCGCGUACUAUCUGGCAUAGUGGCCAAUUUCACGAGUUGGCGAAUCGUGUACUUUACAUCUAUCGGUAUCCAGUGUUUUGUCCUGGGCGGUGCAUACCUGUUGCUUCCGGACUAUCCAGUACAGGACCGGGAGUUAUCCUACUUUGGAAUUUUUCGUUCCAUGGCGAGAUAUGCUAUCACCGAACCUCUCGUUGGCCAGAUCAUGCUGAUAAACUGGGCCGCCAGUGCGUGCUACACCAAUUGGUGGGUAACCCUCACGUUCCUACUUGGUGGACCACCAUAUAACUACUCCACGAUGGUCAUCGGCUUGUUUGGCCUGGUGGGAAUGUUGGGCGUAAUUGUUAUGCCAUUCGUGGGCCGUCUAGUCGACCGACUUGUGCCAUGGUGGUCCGCCAUUGUCUCAACGAUACUUCUUCUUGUGUUCCAAGCAGUGCAAACCGGAGCAGGGGGCACAAACAUCGCCGCGGUCAUUAUCUCCUGUUUUGGAUUAGACCUGUUCCGCCAAACCCAAUCCGUAUCACUCUCUACGCUGUUGUUCAGUCUUUCAGAGACUGCUCGCUCGCGUUUGAACGCGCUAAUGAUCAUAUCAAUUUUUCUGGGUCAGAUUACUGGGACGUCUGUUGGUACUCACGUAUUUGUCGAAUAUGGAUGGCGGGCCGAUUCUGCGCUUUUUAUAGCCAUGUAUGUCUUCCAGUUCGCAGUGUUUAUUCUUAGGGGUCCUCAUUGCCCCGGGAAUCGGUGGUUCGGUUAUGAAGGUGGAUUUGAACUUUGGCACAAGCUACCAUCUAGGCAGACAAUUACGAACAAUGACCCUGAGAGUGCAGGGAGCACGCUUGCUGUAGUCUCCAGCGAGAAGAAGGAUGCCGAAGGAAAAGUUGCUGAGGGAUUCUGCUAGUCCGAUAAAAUGAUUCGGGCUAUCAAAAAAAAAUUGUACGAUCCAGUCGUACAUGACACCUUAUUCAUUCGGUUUUGCUUGUUUAGAUUCUGCAUCACUGAAUCACGUAUACCACCAGUUCACCCACUUCGUAAAGAUCAUGCAGAGCAUUGGUUAUUUAGAAAAUUGCUCAUUGUACCCAAUU